Branchiostoma belcheri (Belcher's lancelet) is the source of this 3061-nucleotide messenger RNA. RefSeq names its product transcription factor MafB-like. NCBI's taxonomy places the organism in Eukaryota, Metazoa, Chordata, Leptocardii, Amphioxiformes, Branchiostomatidae. Bases 10 to 717 code for a protein of 235 amino acids. The record is from RefSeq and is a predicted model, not a curated record. Gene Ontology annotation, molecular function: DNA-binding transcription factor activity, RNA polymerase II-specific; RNA polymerase II cis-regulatory region sequence-specific DNA binding. The transcript has 3 exons. Gene Ontology annotation, biological process: regulation of transcription by RNA polymerase II. Gene Ontology annotation, cellular component: nucleus.
GUUUGAUCCAUGUACGUCAUCAGCACGCUGUGUUGUGAAUUUCCCAGACGGAUUGCAUUGCUGUGUGUACACAUUGUAGAUUUCUUUCCCGCCACGCACGCAGGGCCACGCAGGACACCGCCUUUUACUACGCCGUUUCCCGGACCCGUCGUCUUUACUGUACGGAACGUCGAUAUCCACAAAGCAUCGAUGACCGACCUACGGAAAGCGUCCUCAACAAUUCAAACGGAGCCUCUUUCGUUGAAGAUCAAGAAAGAGCCAGAAGAUCCAGAACUGAGCCCUAACAAUGGCCUGCACCUGAGUGACAUGGAGUUGGUUCAGCUCACUGUUAGGGAGUUGAAUCGGCGGUUGCGCGGGCUCUCUAAGGAGGAGAUCAUGCGGCUGAAGCAGCGGCGACGGACUCUGAAAAACCGCGGGUACGCCGCCAGCUGCCGCACCAAGCGGCUCACGCAGAAGGAGGAGCUGGAGCGGCAGCAGCACGUGCUCAAGUCCGAGGUCGACAAGCUGACGCGGGAAAACACGGAAAUGAGAAUUGAGCUCCAAGCCAUGAGAACAAAGUACGAGGCCCUCCAGAACUUUGCCACGACGCUCCAGAAGAGCAACGGGAACAUCCAGGCGGCCGUCGCGCUCCUCCACUCAAACCACCGCGACAUGGAGGUCGACAUCAGAGAGCAAGAACAUCCCAGCGACUUGCGUAUCAAACAGGACAGAGAUUAAGCUGUAGUCAAUGAAUAAUGCUAUGUACAUAGACUGAGUGAUAUUCAGCCAAAUAUCUAUCCCUCUAAUGCAAUGAUGCCAAUAACUUACUAAGAAAAUAUAAUUCGAAGAGAGUUUAUUUCACAUUAGCGAAUGUUUAUGAUAUGUAAUAUAUAUCUAUAUCUUUAUCAUAUACCUUACUUUUGUACAAAUGAAUUUUGAGAGGAGAUGCUAGAGUUAUGUUAUAAUAAGCUGCGUACUUCACUGCCUCUCGAGUGCGUACUUGUAGUAUUUAUUUUUGCCUGUGUUCUUGUUGUUUUCUGUGGUAGACUAUGGUUUCAUACUGUAGUAGGUUUGGUGUUGGACAAGUGUAACUUAACCCACAUCUUCCAUUAGGGCACAGGAGAUAGGAGUAUAGCUAAGCGUGUAAACAUGAUAGAAGUCUCGAAAGCACCCAAGAAUUGAAGUGAAUAAUCCAUGUAAUGGAGUAUCCAUCCACUUAAUAUAGCCAUGUUUGGUCAAAUUUUAGAGGUACAUGUACAUGUACAGCAAUCUGUUAUUACCUCUGCGAGUAGUUUGUUUUUGUUCAUGUCAUUUUCUGACCACCUGCAUUUCUGUCAUUCACAUUUCAACUGGUCCUGUUUCACAGUGUUUGUGUUUAGGAAGUUCCUUUUUGACUGAAUGUAACAACAUGGUUGUAAGGUGACGGGGUGGGAGGGGGGCAGAAUAUCCUUUUGCCCACCCACCCCCUUCCCCAAGGGGUAAUGUGUAGUUGGUGAACUAGCAUAGCUAUUACACCUUGAAUGUUUGAGUCAACUUUUGAGAAUUAGUUUCAUGCAAAGAUGUCAAACUUUUUCUUUUGUUUUUCUGUUUCUUAAUCGUUGAGGCUUUAGCACGGUGUUAUUCCACAAAGAUGUUGUCAACAACAAAGCCUCAUUUCCUUUGCUGCACAUUAAUGUGAUUCUUUGCUUUUAAAUUGUUAAGAGAGUAUUGUUUCCUCUUAAUUUUCUAAAUAAGAAUUUUGAUUGAACAUAUUUUAUUGUUUGUAUUGUGAAACCUACCUACCUACCUACCUACAGUGCAAGUUAAGAAAUGAACAUGACAACAUUUUAAAUAGUUCUGAAAUGUGUGUUUCGUCCAAGAUUUUUUAGUGCCAUGUUUGGUAAUAUGUCUAGGUAGGACAUGCUUUAGCAGAAAAUGGGAGAUUUAUAUACAGAAUAAUGAUAGUCAUGUCUGGCGUAAUCAUGUUGGUAAGUUUCUUUUUUCAUUCAUCCACCUGAAAAUAUUACAAUUUCAGAAAAAGAAUGCCAUACUUCUCAACUACAGUUUAUUUUUCUUUCAUAAUCAUAUCUUCAACAUCCUUCAUAUUUUUGCAAAAUCAUAAACCAUGACAUUGAUGGUUAGAGGGAGAAAUCAUAUUUUUUGCCUCAUUGUUCUGAGCCUUUUCUUUGAAAAAUUUAUAGAUGCGGCUUGAUAUACAGUAGUCAGUUCUACAUGUACAUGUAUGUACUUCACACGACAACUGGAAACAAUUCUCUAGAAGAUAACAGUAGAUUCAGGCUAUGUUGACAUGCUUUACUUUUGGCAUUGCUCACAAUGCUUGCACUUGUGCAAAGGCACAGUAACGUACUAGUUCUACACUCAGCUCCAAUAGCAGAUUUUGUAGAUAGCAUCACAAGUGCCUUCCUCACAUCGCACAAUGUCAUGUACACAGUUCUUGCAAAACGGCCACCUAUAUGUACCAUUAAUAUUAAAAAUCAUGAUACAGAAAAAAUGCUGGUCAGGGCAGGUUGUUACCACCCCCUUGAAUAAUGGUGUGUUCCACUGGUUUCAAAUUAAGCAUAGUUGGGACACACCAUAUUUCUAGAAAAGGGGGACUGGCCUAUGCUUGUUUUCAUAUGGCAGUGCUGCAUUUGUAAAAAUGAUAUUGUGCUGCCCUCUCUAGAUCUGGUAGACAUGUAAUUCAAGGUGUGUGUAAAUAGAAAUCAGCUUCCACAGAAAUCUUUAUUUCCAUUUUUGAUACGGAUUAGGUAAAUAACAUUUCAAGUUUCACGCAUUUUUGCUCUGGAUUUUAGCCAUUAAAAACUUUCCGCACAGAACUGUAGAGAGAGCUGGGCACUAGAAUUAUAAUAUUUGGCUUUACAGAGAUGUGUGUGUGUAAUACAGAAGUCCACAUGUAUUCACAUGGUCCUACACCUCUUGUGUCUUUCAGUCCUGUACUAAGUACAGAGCCUAUGUGUGGGAAACUUUGCAACAGCUAAAUGCAAGUGUUGUAGAUAUAUACAUAUAAUAAGAAGGUAAGGCAGAUAGAAUCUUUGCCUUACGACCUCAGUGUGUUACGUCGACAUGUCUACAAUAAACUUAA